UCGCUUCUCCUGGGAAGGGAUGCGGGAUGGGCCCCAAAGGGCGGGAACACUCAUUCCAAGGCUAUUCAGUGAGAUGCACUGUCAGCUGUGGCACAGCCGUGCCCGAGGCAGCGCCGGCCCCCGGCCCGGCCCCGCGCGCAGUGCGCAGGCGCGGCGGCGGCGGCGGCAUGGGGGACACGCUGGAGGAGCCGUGGUGGGACACCGAGACCGGCGACAUUCCAGGUAAGAAUGGGUUCUGCAGUGAUUUUUUGGUUUUGAAGAAUUUCUGCUUGGAUCCUUCAGACGAUGAAGCUAUUGAAAAAGCAAGUGAAAACAGGACAGCAGCAUGUCAAGAUCCAGAUUCCAAACCUGCUGUGAAAAAGAAAAGAAAGCAGCCUACAGAGUGUUUUUUAAAUCAGCCUGAAGAAAAGCAAGAGAGCACUGUGAAGGCAAAGAAGAGGAAGAAGAAGAAGAUUUCUGAUGUUCUGCAAAAAUCUGCUCCAAAACCUGGGGUCCCUGCAGAUCUACAAAAUCUGCUUACUCAACAUUUUGGUGAAAACCGUUCUGUGAUUGAAAUAGAGGAAUUACAGCUGUCGGAUUCCUGUUUUUUGCCAGCCAAUGAUCUUACACACAGUUUUUCUUCAUACCUGAAGGAAAUCUGUCCUAAGUGGGCGAAGCUCCGGAGAAGCCACAAGGAGAAGAAGUCGGUGGUGAUACUGGUUCUCUGCAGCUCUGCCCUUCGCUCCUUGGAACUCAUCAAGUCAAUGACAGCUUUUAAAGGAGAUUGCAGAGUCCUUAAGUUGUUUGCAAAGCACAUAAAGAUAAAGGAACAAAUGAAUAUGUUGGAGAAAGGUGUGUUCCACAUUGGAGUUGGAACUCCUGGAAGAGUAAAGGCACUAGUAGAGCAAGAUGCCCUGUGCUUGAACUCCACGAAAUAUAUGAUUCUGGAUUGGAACUGGAGAGAUCAGAAACUGAGGAGAAUGGUGGACAUCCCUGAGAUAAAGAAAGAAACAAUUGAUCUACUGGAGAAGAGUAUUAUAAAGCUGUGCAGAGAUGGAUCUGUGAAGCUGGGACUCUUUUAAUGAAUUUACCAACAAGGAAGUAAUUUGCAGCUGCAUUUUACUAUUAUCCUGCCUACAACUGAAUUUUGACUUUUCAGAGGUCUUAAUACAGAAGGCACAUUGCAACUUUUUCUGAGAUUUCUUUUAAUAAAAACCCAGAAGUUUUGUUUGUA
Molecule: messenger RNA, 1213 nt
Organism: Oenanthe melanoleuca
Lineage: Eukaryota; Metazoa; Chordata; Aves; Passeriformes; Muscicapidae
Gene: CMSS1
Product: cms1 ribosomal small subunit homolog
Exons: 12
Coding region: 27-1061 (344 amino acids)
Cellular component (GO): nucleus; 90S preribosome
Source: RefSeq, a predicted model, not a curated record